Messenger RNA from Aphanomyces invadans, 1269 nucleotides. RefSeq lists its product as hypothetical. Gene Ontology annotation, molecular function: protein binding. Lineage: Eukaryota; Oomycota; Saprolegniomycetes; Saprolegniales; Verrucalvaceae. The coding region runs from base 119 to 1144 and encodes 341 amino acids. The record is from RefSeq and is a predicted model, not a curated record. The transcript is spliced from 2 exons.
GUAUGUGGAAAAUAUUUUGAUCCAACUAGAGUACUAGUAUUCUUGAAAUAUUUCAAAAUCUAUAUAUAUUUUCUGAUGAGUGAAGGAAUUACAAGACGAAGCGAACGGACGCGGUAAGAUGGCGUGUGGAAUGACCCCCGAGAUCGCAGAGAUGCUGGCAAACGUGGCCAAGUAUCAAGAGGAAGGGAAGAAGAUAUCGGCGGAAGAGUAUUUGGCUCAGGUCGAGCAUUCCAAACAGGCGCGCGAGCGGUACGAAGCUGUCCAAGCCAAGCUGGAACGGGAGCGGGGGUACGACUGGACUCGCGAAUAUGAGAGGUGGAGUGCGUGGGAAGAUCCUGACGAGCUCGCUGCGAAAGAACAUGCGGCGAGGGAAAAGUCCGAACGGGCGAACGCGCGUACAUCAUGCAACCACGAUCAUUCCGCGGAGCAAAAGCUCAUGGACAUGUCGACACGCGUCAAGUUGGAUAAGUGCGACACAUUCCGUCGACUCGGGAAUCGAUUCUUUGCGCAUGGACAGUACCAGCGCGCAGCAUACCACUUUCAUCACGCGCUCGUCUACUUUGAGUACAUCUUUGCCGAUACGGAUGCUGAACAAGACGAAAUGGACGAUUUGAAGAAGCGCACGUUACUCAAUUUCGCGCUCUGUCGCAUCAAGACGAAACACGUCGACCAAGCAGUCCUGCAUGCAUCGCUGGCUCUGAAGUUGGACGAGGACAGUGUGAAAGCGCUAUACAUUCGCGCAAUGGGCUACCGCAUGCAAGAUAAGUUCGAGUUGGCCCAGGCCGACUUAGAUCGCGCUCUGGCACUGGCACCACAAGAUGCGGCACUCAUUCAAGAGAAGCAUGUCCUGGUGGCAAAAAGGGCUGCAUAUGCAGUCAAGAGCAAACAACUUGGAGUGGCCAUGUUUGGAAAGGGGCGGUCCACCGCGAUGGACAAGGCGCCUGCCAGUGCUCCAUUCGACGAUGGGCUCUCACUGGCCCUAGAGUUUCGGCAACCCAUCGCCAGCUCGUUGAAUGUGGAGUCGUUGGAUUUCUGGCAGCCUUCAACGCGCGGGAAAGACGCGCUGGAAGCAUUGCUAGCCGACUGGACUCGCAGUGGUGAGAUUGCUCGACAGAAUGCCCCGAACUCGUCUCGGCGGCCGUAAGCGUCAAUUGUGCCUGUGCAAGAUCGAAAGUGUCGAAUGCCAUCGUGUGUGUUGAUUUCAACCAAUGAAACGCUGUGAUUCAAAAUCACAUAAUUUAAUUGGAGAAAAAGCAUUUUAUAUAUAGC